This is a messenger RNA of Rhipicephalus microplus (southern cattle tick), 744 nucleotides long. Its product is annotated as ATP-dependent DNA helicase PIF7-like. Gene Ontology annotation, molecular function: DNA helicase activity. The record is from RefSeq and is a predicted model, not a curated record. Lineage: Eukaryota; Metazoa; Arthropoda; Arachnida; Ixodida; Ixodidae. Gene Ontology annotation, biological process: DNA repair; telomere maintenance.
AUGAUGUCCGCCGACCAACUCAAACUGGUUGAUUGCCGUCUGCGCCAGAUCACGCAGCGACUCGCCGAACCCUUAGGUGGACUGGACGUCAUCCUCUGCGGGGACCUGCGGCAGUUGCCGCCCGUGCGUGCCAGCGAGAUCUUCAAGCGGCCCCGCAGUGCUGAUGGUCUCCUUGGAUUCAGCACUGUCACCUGGCAUCAUCUCGAAUACUUCCCGCUCGUGAGAGUCGUGCGCCAGUCCGACGUCACCUUCUCCGCGGUCCUCACAAAGAUUGGGGACGGCCACGCGCUCGAGCCCGAAGAAGUAAAGCUUCUCGAAUACAGGUUCGUAACGGUCGAGGAAGCCGCCGAGCGCGCGCCCUCGGCCGUGCGCAUCUUCUACUCGAACGCCGAUGUCACGCAUUUCAACGAGACCGUGGCCCGUUCGCAGGACGACUUCGUGGUGCUUCGCGCGCGUGAUCGGUACCUCGGCAGUAAGACGCCGCAUCUGCCCGAGAAUGCCAAGCGCAGGGUUGCCCGCAUGGUUCCCAGCAAGUUUGCAAAUCUACCCGGGGAAGUCAUGGCCGUGAAUGGCAAGCCCUACAUGAUGACUCAUAACAUCGAUCUCGUGGAUGGUCUGGUCAACGGUGCGGUUGGAGUCUUGCGCCUGUGUGAGCUCGCCGGUCCGUUGCCCGAUGAUAGAGAUGGAGUGGAUGAAGAAGGAGAAGGAGACGAGGAUGAAGAGACGCGCGUGUGGCGACUGUGA